UGCACUCAUCUGACGUAAGCAAAUAGUGCAGGGCACAGUAUUCAUUAGAGUGUAAUUUAUUCAUAUUCCCAAUAGAAUUCCACCCCUCUAUCUGCACAGAGCAACCAGCUCCACCAGAACAACUGCAUCAGGAUGAUUCAGCCAAAAUUGAGACAUCAGCAGUGGUGCAGUGGAAGUCUCCAGCCAUGACUGGAGGCAGUGGAGUGACUAUCAGUGAAUAUAUAGUGACUGUUGAUGGCAAUAUGUACCAGACUAUCCGCUAUUAUGGUGGAGAUGUCUUAGCUACCAUCAUAACUGGAGUGGCCAACAAACAUACGGUUUCAGUGAAAUCCAAGAACUCUUGUGGUCUCUCCAGCCAGCCUGCCACCACCACUGUCUUCAAAUUACUCCCAGAUCAACCUGCACCGUCUCAUCCUCUCUUGUACUGUAUUGGUUCGAAAAAUAAAGGUGCCAGCUGGAAGGUCGAUGUGGGAGUGGUUUAUCCCAGAGACGCACAUGUGGAUAUGAAGCCGACAGUGGUAAAUGGCAGCUGCUCUAAGAAUGGUCCUGUCUCUGAAUUAAUCCCACAGAAAGAGGAACAAGUAAAUCCUGUAGCAUUCUGCUACUUCACAGUUGCUGGGGUUGAAGAUGGUAAGGAUGAUUAAUGCUGAAGUUGCAUCAUUUUGUUCAUAUUUAGAAUUAGAUCCCCAAACUCCAUAUACCUGUGGCAAUGGAAGAGAAGAUGGCACUCUAUCAAGAGGAGUAGUUGCUACCAUAAUAUCUU
Molecule: messenger RNA, 763 nt
Organism: Geodia barretti
Lineage: Eukaryota; Metazoa; Porifera; Demospongiae; Tetractinellida; Geodiidae
Source: the annotation of a GenBank genome assembly